Messenger RNA from Nothoprocta perdicaria, 5392 nucleotides. RefSeq names its product HIV-1 Tat specific factor 1 (gene HTATSF1). Gene Ontology annotation, cellular component: U2-type spliceosomal complex; U2 snRNP. The transcript is spliced from 9 exons. Bases 37 to 1395 code for a protein of 452 amino acids. The record is from RefSeq and is a predicted model, not a curated record. Gene Ontology annotation, biological process: mRNA splicing, via spliceosome. Lineage: Eukaryota; Metazoa; Chordata; Aves; Tinamiformes; Tinamidae. Gene Ontology annotation, molecular function: RNA binding.
CGGAGCCCAGCCCCGGGGCCCGCGCGCCCCGCCGCCAUGAGCGGCGCGGACGGUAACGACGAGUUCUACCAGCAGCUGCAGCUCCAGCAGCAGUACGAGGCGGAGCGCGGCGGCGGCGGCGAAGGCGAGCCCGACCCCUUCACCUACGUGGACCCGGCCGACGGCGCCGCCUACGAGUGGGACCGCGAGAAGAAGGCCUGGUUCCCCAAGAUAACAGAAGAUUUUCUGGCAACAUACCAUGCUAACUAUGGCUUCAAUGCAGAUGAUACAGACAGCUCAUCCGCUUCUGGCACAGCAGCUGAAAGUAAGCUACCAGUAAGUUCUAAGACAUCGGGAACACAACCUGCAGCGAACGAGAAAGGACCACAACAAACUGAUCCAAAACAAAAAGCAGAAAAACGGAAGCUUGAAGCAGGAUGGUUUCAUGUUGAAGAAGACAGAAACACAAAUGUUUAUGUGACUGGUUUACCUCCAGACAUUACAAAGGAUGAAUUUGUACAAGUCAUGUCAAAAUGUGGUAUCAUUAUGCGAGAUCCUCAGACAGAGGAACACAAAAUCAAACUUUAUAAGGAUAAGGAAGGAAACCUUAAAGGAGAUGGGCUGUGUUGCUAUCUAAAGAGGGAAUCCGUUCAACUUGCACUGAGACUUCUGGAUGAGGCAGAAAUUAGAGGCUAUAAAUUGCAUGUUGAAGUUGCAAAGUUUCAACUGAAGGGGGAGUAUGAUGCAAGCAAGAAAAAGAAGAAAUGUAAAGACUACAAAAAGAAGUUAUCCCAGCAGCAGAAACAGCUGGAUUGGAGGCCUGAGAAGAAAGAUGGUGCAAAUCGAAUGCGACAUGAACGCAUCAUUAUUAUCAGGAAUAUGUUUCAUCCAAAGGAUUUUGAGGAGGAUCCUUUAGUGCUAAAUGAGAUCAGAGAAGAUCUACGGACAGAGUGUGAAAAGUUUGGACAAGUAAAGAAGGUUCUCAUAUUUGAUCGGCACCCUGACGGAGUCGCUUCCGUGUCAUUUAAAGAAGCAACAGAAGCAGAUCUGUGCAAGCGAACCCUGAACGGAAGGUGGUUUGGAGGCCGUCAGCUCAGUGCUGAAACGUGGGACGGUGUAACAGAUUAUCAGGUGGAGGAGACUGCAAGAGAAAGGGAAGAAAGGCUCAAGGUGUGGGGAUCAUUCUUAGAGGAUCCUGAUGCAAAGGAGGAGAAAACCACAUCUGAUUCAGAUUCUGCAACAAGUAGUGUUCAACUGCCUGAAGGCAGACAACCUUCCAAAGCUAAUGACACAACUAAAGAGGAUGUAAAGGAUGAAGCCCCUAAGGGGGAGAAUAAUGGGGAGGGCAUUAAUGAAGAUGGUGCUCCUUCUACAGACAGCAGUCUUGCAGGCAGUGAUGAUGAAGCAGAUACAUAACACCUUCAAAGCUUUAUGAAAGCGUAAUUUUUAGGGUGGUGUUUGAGUUUWUUCCUUGUUUCCCAGUGACUACAGACAACAUUCAUAUGAGUAUAUGCAUUUUAGGAUGUCAUCUGUUGUGUGCUUUGAGAUUUUCAUUAAAAGCAGUAUUUAAUGAGGCUCUAAAAGUUUCUAAUUAAUUGGCUGUUCAGGUAAAGUAAUUCAAGUUGCCAAGAAUGCAUCAGACUGAGGCUUCUUUUGUUCUAUCUUUGCUUGUCAAUGUUUCAUUAUGUAAGUGUAAAAUAUGUUCAAACACUUAAGUUUAUGUAACUGUAUGAAGCUUUAGUAAUGCAAAGCUAUUACAAGAUUUGUGGAUUUUACUGUAAAUUUUCCCUGUACCCUUUGGAAUUUGGUGUCUUAUUCUUCAAAGCUACUGUUGUCCUGAGCUCUUUGGAUUGUUGUUUUACAGAACAAAUCCUGUGAUACAUACAGGGUGAACGUUUAGAAAUGUUGUUACACCUUACAGAGCAAAUAAUGGAGUAGUACAAAGUUGUUCACGGAUGUGGAAGGUGAGCAAGGUUACUACAACUGACAUAAAGCAAACUUAGUGACGAAAGAUAAUUAAAUCACACCAUCAAGUCUGUAAGUCUCUCUUCGUUCUGCUUAGAUCUUCUGUUGAUGCAACAAGGGAUUGUGACAAGGAGAUUAGAAAUACAUUACCAUGUUCUAGGCCAUAAUGUAAAUAAGGCAUCCUAAAUUCUUGUGGUUUUGUGUGCUGUAGGCAUGCAAAAUGGACUUUUGAGUUAUGGCUUUGAUUUGUGUUGUUUCUGCCUUAACAUUAGAGUAAGGAUUUUCCUUCAUCUUCAUUAGGAUGGUGAGUAUGAGUUCUCUUAAAUACAGCCGUUUGGGUGGCCUUACAUGCUUUUCAUGCGUGGGAUUUCUCAUAUGUCAUAAAAUUAAAGAAUUUUGAUAUCUUGAUGUCCAGUUUGUUGUGUAAAUGUCAAAAUACAGGAGAACAGGCUUUCAAAGGAUAUUACUUUUUUAUUGAAAAGGUAAAUGCUAGACAUAAAAUGCUAGCCCCAUUCUUAGAAGUACGUUAAUAAGUAGCAGGCUUUCAGAAAUAACCUUGGGGGAGCUGCUUUGCGCAGGGAGUUCUUUAUUUAGAAAGAAUUAUUUUGAUUUUUAAGGAUAUAAAAGAUAAAUCGGUAGAUUUAGACACUGAGUAUUUAAAAUACUAGUGCUAAUUCCACAGCACGUUGUUCAUAUGGAUGGCUAUUAGCACACAUUUAGAAGUAGUUUUUUUAAUUCGUAUUGGAUUGCAAGAAAUUGUAAUUGCUAAUUCUUACAUUUAUUUCCAUCCUGAAUUAUUCAAAAUACCCUGAAUUUUUUUUUUUAAACUCUAUCUCUGAGUGUUAAUAUCCAUAUUGUUCCUGAAGUCUUUGGCAUGGAUAAUUUAUAAUUAGAUAAGGAUAGGUUAUGGCAACAAAAUCACCUAAGUUAAUGCUUGUGUUAUGGUUAUAAACACUACCUGAUCAUGACAAAAUAUGUCAUCUUACAACAGAGAAGAGGCUUCAUUCUGGUUUUAAAAGUUUAAUAUAAACCAAUGUGACAGAUUUUUAGUGUUAAUCAGCUGUACAUUAAAGGAGAGCUAUAGCUUUUGCCAUCCAAGAAAGACCAUUUUCUCAUCUUUACAAGUGUGUGAAUUGUACAUUUGAGCAAAAAMGUUGGAACACUUCAGGGAGGCUGAAAUACUGCUGGUUUUAGCUGCACAUAGUUGGCAUAUUCAGAUUAAUCUAUGGAUUAUGUUGGUUCUACCUGAAAUACUUCUAUUGGUAGUAAGAACCACAAAUCUUUGAGGGCUUAAUGUUUUAGUAUAGUAAGUGUGUAACUUAGUGAGGCGUUUAGUGUGGUGGGUAUUGCUUUCAGUGCUCCUUUUUUUUUCUUCCAGUUUCUAAACUCCAUGUUUUAGAUCUGUUAUUGUUGUGCUUUGUUGGCUUUUUUUCUAUUUUGAGAGCCUAAUCGUAUAUAACCCUGGGCAAUUAAGUCACCUGUUUUACAGUGGAUUUGCAACUGACAGAAGAAAAUUGACAAAACUAUAAAUAUUGUACAGUUCUGUAAAGCCUUAUCAUGGUAUCAGAUAAUUAAGGUUAGCAUUAGUGUUUAAAAAAAGAAAAAGUUUGAAAAAUCUGUAUAUGUGCAGUAACCUUCCUCUCUAACUGAUGUGCAAAUUCGGCUUGAUUCAUGAAUCAAAUGUGAUAUUAGCCUUCUUCCUCUUUCCCCUAGACUUUGUGCUGAAGCAAACCAACGAAACUUGAGACCAAAUACAUUAUUGGCUUUCCUACUAACAACAUUCUUAAGAAAAUAAAAGCCGUUUUCCAUCAAUAUAUGUUGUUCUGAAAUGCGACAUUACCCUUAACCUACUAUUUUCAUUUGUCUACCUCUUUUAUUCUCCUAGUAAGAUUUAAGAAUAUAUUUUUGUAAACUAUCCAUUGAGGUAAUGAAGCAUUUAAUAGUUUGUGCAGAGGUUAAGGCAGCUGUGACUGUUUUCAGUAGGUUUUCAUGGAGACUGCUUUCCUUUUGAAAUGUUACAAAUUUUUAUAAAUUAUUCUGAGCAUAAAUUCCAAUUUCUCAUAAAAAUUCAUUUUGAAUUGUAAAAGAAUUUUACUAGUACAGAGCAUUAAUGCUUAAUAUUAAACUAAUCUGAAGCUGAACAAACUUGACUUCCAUUCUAAACUGGUGUCCUUUUUCUCUGGCUGACUAUCAUCCUAAAUAGAUCAGCAAGACGAAAAUCACAAUUUGGUUUUCACUAUAUUUGUUCUUAGUUGCUUUCUAAUGGCUUCACUUAAGUAAUCUCUCUUGAGACUGCAGGACUGGCAACAUUUUGCUUAGUUCCUAACUUUCCUUAAAUUUCUCUCCAGUUUACCMUGGUCAUCCUUGUCCCUGCUGAUGUUGUUUUUCUUUUUCCUCCUACAUUUUGGUAAGAGGGACUCGCUUCAGGAAAUGUUGUUUCCUUUUCCUGGUAUCUUCCACAAACCCCAUCCAGCCGCAAGCUGAAGGUCUGUGUGGACAGUCAUUGCAGGCCAGUUUCAAACUAAAAAAGUUGCUAUUUUUGCUCAAUGUCACAGUGAAAAAUGGAUAUAAAGCCACUUAAAUAUAGCAGCCAGAAAAAGAACAGUAAUUGCAAGGAAUAUCAACUAAUUGGUACUUCUGUAUAAUUCAGUACCAUAUACUGACUUUUUAGCCACCCAGUGCAAAAUCAGUUGUUUAGCUUGAAACCUCAACCUUGAAAAAGUAAAACCUCAUAGUUUGCUUUACAGUCCAAGUGAUUUGCUGACAAGGUGACCGUAUGGAGUUAAAAGCAUCCAGCAUUAGAUGGUUUGAGGAGCAUGGCCAAGGUAGACAUGUGGAAGAAAAAAGCCCCAAAAGAGGAAAUGUGUAAGUUACAUCAGGUUCCAGAAUGUUCAUGUAACAGCUGUAAAGAGAGAAUUUAGUUUCAUUUUGCAUCAAAAUGUUAGUAUCUGUUUCUCCUGCUGACUCUUUUUAAUUACUUUAACUGAAUUUCAGUCCCUCAUGCAACUCUCACCAUGUAUAAGGAUUGCAAUUCACUUAAAAUCAUUAGUAUGUUAAAUGCAGUGCAUUUUAGCUAAGACAUGUCCUAGACAUUAUUCAGUUAAGGCUAAUCUGUUCACAAUGUYGAGUAUUUAGUUUAAUUUACUUGAGAAAACUUAAAGGUAUUGGAUGCUUCAUAGAAACUCAAACUUGCCUUUAAAUUUUCUAAUAAAAUCAAUAUCUACACUUUGAAUUCUUGAAAUGUAACCGAAUUCGAAGGGACGCAUACCUGUAGAUUUUAAUUGGGUUUUAAAUUUUUAUUUCUGAAUUUGAGGAAACAUACUGCAGUAUGAUGAAUUAUGUAAGUUGUGUACUUGUGUUGAUUUGUGUGUAUUUUAGUGCUCAUUAUACAGGGCUUGAAGUCUUACUGUGAAGAAAAUCUGAAAGUUCUGUAAAAUAUUUAUAGAAG